This is a messenger RNA of Halteromyces radiatus, 2534 nucleotides long. RefSeq lists its product as uncharacterized. Gene Ontology annotation, molecular function: phosphatidylinositol-3-phosphate binding. Bases 81 to 2180 code for a protein of 699 amino acids. Gene Ontology annotation, cellular component: endosome. The record is from RefSeq and is a predicted model, not a curated record. The transcript is spliced from 10 exons. Gene Ontology annotation, biological process: retrograde transport, endosome to Golgi; protein targeting to vacuole. Lineage: Eukaryota; Fungi; Mucoromycota; Mucoromycetes; Mucorales; Cunninghamellaceae.
UUUUCUUUUCCUUUUUCCUUUCUUUUUUUUAUAUCAUUCCUUCCUUUAUAUAUACAUACAUAUAUAUCCUACUUUUGACAAUGAUAAACGAAGAUGAAGUAUUGAAUUCUAGUGGUUUCUUAGAUCCUAGUUCUUCGUCUUCAAGAUAUCUCAUGGAUACUUCAAUGCAGUUUUCAUCACCACUUUAUGCUACACAAUAUGGAGUAGAAGAAGAAGAAGACCCUUGGGGGAGUAUUGCAACAUUUGACCCUGUGGCCGAUAUUCGACAACAUCUUCAAGUAAACCAAUCGACAGCUGCGGUGGAUGAAGAUAUUCUCGAAGAAGGUAUCACUGCUGCUAGUGUUUUAGUGGGUGUAGACUUGGCAGAAAUCUUUGAUACAGCUUAUAUUCGAGCAAAUCCUAUAGGAGAUCGAGUUACUUUGGAUUCUUUGGAGAAAAUCAUACGUUUGUCUAGUUUGACCCCCCGGACCAUUGAAGAAAUCAUAUCAUUGGUAGUGCCUUCAAACGCUUUGUAUGUUACACGUAACGAAUUCAAUACAGCUUUGGCUUUAACUGCUUGUGCUCAGAAGAAUAUGGAACUCUCCUUAUUGAACGUUUACCAGCAUAGAAAUGAUUUACCGAUUCCUACACUAACAAAUCUCGAUGUAUUGACUAUUCAAAGAAACAGAUCAUCUUCUGGCGAUAUACCAACAAAAAACAGUAUUCACAACAUCAAUACCAAUAACAAUAACAAAAAUAAUAAUAAAAACACCAACAACAGCAACAAUACCAAUAAUGCUGUGGUGGAUGAUCCAUGGCGCAUUUCCUCAACUGUUAUACAAUCAACAAAUCCAUCUACAGCUACCAAUGGCAAACCAAUGAUACAAGUCAACGGCUCUACUACCAUUGAUUCAUCCAAUAUACAUCCUUCAUCAAAGGCGGAUACACUCGAAUCCUUAGUAACAAACACUACCACAAACAAUAUCAACACAGGCAUAGAAACAUCACCCAAUUCAUUCACGGAAUCCAAAACAAUUACCAAGAUGGAUACUUCGGACUGGUUUAAUAAUCUCGAUAAUAUCAAAAUCAUGGUAGCCCCUGAAAAAGAAGGAUUUAUUUUCAAGCAUGUGAAUUAUAUUGUGGAAAGUCAACAACGAUCAAGCUUGGUACUUCGACGAUACAGUGAUUUUUUUUGGUUAUGGGAAGUGUUAUUGAAGCGAUAUCCUUGUCGAUUGGUACCUCAUUUGCCACCCAAGAAAAUCAGUGGACGUGACGAUGUCUUUUUGGAAGCAAGACGACAAGGUCUCUCGAUUUUUAUCAAUUCUAUUGCAAGACAUCCUGUUUUAAAAAAAGAUAUUAUUUUCAAUACUUUCAUCGCCGAACCAUCUGAAUUCCUUGCGUGGCGUCGUGGUAAUCCUCCUGUGGUGGAUGAAGAAUUUAUUCGUAUUAACGAUCAAUUGAAUCCUGAUGAAAUUUCUACAUGCAUUCCUCGUGAUUUGGACAAUCGAUUGGAGCAAAUUGAAAAAACCCUUCCUCAAUUACUGGAUUAUUAUCAAUGUUUAUAUGAUGGGAUGAAUAAGAUGGCUCAACUUGGUCAAUCUCAAACAAUGGAAUUAGAACGUUAUAGUUCUACUUUAAAUGCCAUGGGUUUGGUGGAAAAACAAUGUUAUAUACCCGGUUGUCAAGCGUGUGGACAUAUGACUAGAGGAUAUGAUGCUGUGGCCAAGUAUAUGCGACAAGCUGGAUCUAUUUUGAAUCAAGAAGCUGAUGAUAUUAUAUCUGGGAUCAUGGUUCAUUUGAAACGACAUCAUGACACUUUAUUGGCUUUCAAGGAUGUACUGGAGAGACGAAACAAAUUAGCUGUGAACCAAAUUGAUACUCUUUCCGAUCGAAUUGCAUCUAACAAGGCCAAAGUCAAUCAACAUCGUGGAGUACCUGGACUGGAAGCGGAUGUUGCAAGAUUAGAUGAAGCAAUCCAUACUGAUCAAGAACGAUUGACGUUCCAACAACGCCGAGCUUUAUUCCUUCGAUUCUGUCUGGCUAGUGAACUAACGUUUGUACAUAAACAACAAGCCUUUGUAUCUGUUCUUUAUCAAAACUAUGUCCAUGAAAAACUUCAAUACUCUCGACGCAUUGUGGAUAAUUGGAAAGCUUUGGAAGUACUGACUUGUAAUAUGCCCGAUCUUCAAGAAUUUGAAUGAAUCAGUCAAGAAGUCAGAUACCUUCAUCUUGUUGUCGUCAAUUACAUUUUUUUUUUUUUUUAGUUAUUGUUCUUUGUUUUUAUUAUUAUUAUUCCUCACAUAUUAUCAUUAUUCUUACAAAACAAAAAUAUUUUUUAUGUAUACAUCAAUAGUCAUAGGUCCCCCCUCUUCAUUUUGUCUGCCCUUCAUAUCUUUUUUACAUCUAUUUUAUAUGCUCCAAGUUUACACUUUUUUUUUUGAACUUUAUUGGAUACCCAAAUAAACAAAACUUAUGGAACAUCAUAUUCUGAUCAAAGGAAAAAAAAAAGACCUCUCCAGUAAAACAUUUGAAUAUCAUCAUACAGUAAGAGAAAG